Molecule: messenger RNA, 2623 nt
Organism: Dentiscutata erythropus
Lineage: Eukaryota; Fungi; Glomeromycota; Glomeromycetes; Diversisporales; Gigasporaceae
Source: the annotation of a GenBank genome assembly
GCCAAAGGAAAUCAAGCUUGGAGGCAUAUUUCAUAUAAAUGAUGAGCAAACCGAUAACAUUGAACAGCUAGAGAAAUUAAAACAUUUUAAUAAUUGGAAAAUUAUUGAACAAAAUGACUUAACACCAUUAUUUACGUUAUUACCAAAGAGCCUUAUAUCAGAGAUACAAAAGGUUAACGGAAUGAAAAUAUUAUAUCAUAGUAAUUUAUCCGUUCAUAUGCCAAAAGGCCACAAUAUUUUAAUUCAUCAUAUUCAAAAACCUUUAGAAAUUCAAACAUUUAAUAAUGUUAAGAUUUUUGCCUCCGUGAUUGUAUUGAACAAAAAAAGACCAUAUCGUAACGUGUUUGUAGUUAGGGUCGAAUAUAAUGAUGACGAGAAUCCAUAUAUAGUAAUACAUCGUAUUGGACCGGCAAAAAAAACUUUUAAUAUUUUCAUUCCUUAUAUGCUGGUCGGUUAUGAGGAAGAACUACCAAUUGGAAAAAUUCAAGAUGAUGCAAUUGCACAUGUUUGUACUGAAAAAUUUGUAUCUGACGGCAAUAAUACAAUUAAACAUCCAAAUUUAGACGGUGAUUAUUGUUGGUUAGGUUGUCCUAUACUAAAAUGUAGGGAAAAUCCUGGAUAUGAAUUUGGAAGAUCCAAAUAUGUGAUUAGUUAUCAUUUCUGCCGGCAUGAUGAAGAAAAUGACACUACGCAAUUAUGUUGCUAUGGUUAUGAUGCCCAAACCGACAAAAUUAACAAUAACGAAGCAUUAACAUUUGAAGUUAAUUGUGCUAUCUUCACAAAAAAUACUUCUGAAAUUGAAGAAAUUGUUAGGCCAACCGAAUAUGAAUGGAACAACAAAGAAUACACCAUUCCACCAUUUCGAGGAAGGCCUAGUCGCACAUUUACCGGAAAUAAAUGGGAAUUAUUUGAACACCCAAAACCUAUAUUUGCAAGUAUUCAAUAUUCCAAUAAUCCAAAUAAUCCUCUUUUUUUAAAUAUCCAUAAGAAAUAUCCGAUAGCAAAAUCUUUGAAUAAUAUUCCUGACAAAUCACGUAUUCCUAUUGGUUAUAUUGUAAUAGGUUUGGGAAAUUGCGCGAUUAAAGCUGAUAUGAGUUUAAAAAUAAAAAGGGAUAAACCUUUACCACAUUCUUCUAUUAAAAAAGAACAUGAAGAAAAAAAACUAUCAAAUUCUCCAAACAUAAUUAGAAAUACAAAGAUGGAUAUUGAUCAAACAAAAAAAAAUCGAAAUUCACGGCCUAGCGCGAUUAAUACUGAUGUGACAUAUGACCUUAAAUCGGAACUAAAAAUAAAAGACAUUGAAAAAUGCUAUGCAAAAGCAUUGGUUCCCAAAGAUAAAAAAGAAUUAUUUUUAUUGAAAAAGCAUAUAGAUAUUAAAUCAUUUCAAUCAUUGCCGUCCAAAUUGAUUGAAAUGAUGUUGACUUCUACAAACUUUUCAAGUGAUAAUUCAUCUAUAGAUGACAUUUAUCUAGAAAUUGUAUAUCCAAAAAUUGAAUUUUUUUUUGAAAAGAAAUUAAUGCAACCAACUGAUGAAAUUAUAAAAGCAAUGAUCGAUGCAUUAAAUAAUAAACGACCAUAUCAAGAAUUAAUUAAAGUAUUCAAUAUGUAUGGAUAUAUCUUGCCUCAAAAAAUAAUACUUGGAGAAAAGUUGUAUAAUGCGUCACAUUUUGUCACUCACAAAACAAUUAAUUCUGAUGAAUAUCAAUUGGAAAUUGAAGAAUCAUCUGAUAAUGGUUCAUUAAAAUUAGAUAAUCUCUUUGAUUUGUGGAAAAAUGAAUAUGGAGUGAAUAUUAAUUAUUUUAUGGCAACAAACAAGGAAGCAAUUAGUAAAGAUAUUGUUGCAAAAUGGAUAAGCGCAUGUUCUAAACACGAUUUUGAAUCAUUAAAAGUUAUUAAUCAAAGUGAAUUAUUUCCAUUAUAUGAAAUGUUUGAAGAAUCCAUUAGUCAAAAAAUAAAAUCAAUUUUGGAAAAGGCAGAUAGAAAGCAAGUACUUAUGUCAGGGAUUGUACAAGUUCAUGAUAAUAAAUAUUAUCAUAUAAAUUUUUCCGAUAAAAUGGAUAGUAGCGAAUAUCAAGUUAUUGCAAAGAUUACAAAAGUUGAUGAAACUAAUAGACAAAUAAUUGCUGCAGUUGAUGAGGCUAUUGUUGAAAUAAAGUCUACAACUAGAACUGGAUUUUUAGUAAUAAUUGAAAAUCUUGACAAACUCAACACCAAUACCCGAAAGCUAUCUAUACUAAAUGCAGGAACCAAAAAAGUUGAACAGAAUCAAGAAGACUUAUCAUUAGAGAUUCCAAAAAACACUGAGCCAAGUUCGCUAAUUAUUUUAUUAUACGAAUCAUCAUUACCUAUUCAACUGAAAAAUAAGAAUAGAAAUAAAAAUGGCAGUAUUAAAUUAAAUAUAGAUUAUAGCUUACUCAAUAAGAAUAAUGAAUUUGAAAAUAAUGAACCUACAAAUAACGAAUCCAAAAAUAAUGAAUCCAAAAAUAGUGAAUCUGAAGAUGAUGAAUUUGAAGAUGAUGAAUUUGAAAAUGAAAGUGGUAAAUUCGAAGAUGAAUCCGAAAAUACAGAAUUUGAAAUAAGUUACUUUUUUAUAACGGAUACGAGGAUAUCAAUAUUCCUUUAA